Messenger RNA from Miscanthus lutarioriparius, 1488 nucleotides. Lineage: Eukaryota; Viridiplantae; Streptophyta; Magnoliopsida; Poales; Poaceae. The record is from the annotation of a GenBank genome assembly.
AUGGCGCAAAAGCCGCCGCCGCCGACUGGGACGACGACGAACCCUGCCCCACUCCCAGUCUCCCGUCGUCUCGUUACCCCCCAAGACAACACAAACCCCCACCCCGAUUCGCACAAGGAAACCCAAUUACCCAAGACGAAAUCACAGAACCCCACCGCAUCAAGCCUGGCCCAUGCCAUGUCGCAGCCCGAUUCCGACGCCAUCGUUGCCGACGCCGCGGCGGCGGCGACGGAUCCCUCCCCAGCCCCAGCCCCGGCCCCACCGGUGGUCGAGUGGCCCGAGGGCGGCGCGCUGACGCGGGAUUGGGUGGCGGGGCUGGAAUCCACGCUGGACUGGUGCUCGCGGCACCUCCCCGGGGACCGGCUCCCGGCGGUGCUCCCGCCCGCGCUGGUCCAGCGCCUGGUCCUGGCCGCCGCCGCCAUCCUGCACCGCGAGCCCAACCUCGUCCGCGUCGACCCGCGCCCCGGCCAGGCCGUCGUCGUCGUCGGGGACGUCCACGGCCAGCUCCACGACGUCCUCUUCCUGCUCCGCGACGCCGGGUUCCCUUCCGAGGACCGCAUCUUCGUCUUCAAUGGCGACUACGUCGACCGCGGCGCCUGGGGCCUCGAGACCUUCCUCCUGCUCCUCGCCUGGAAGGUGCUACUCCCGAAUUGUGUGUUCCUUCUUCGGGGAAAUCACGAAUCCAAGUACUGCACGUCAGUAUAUGGUUUCGAGAAGGAGGUAAUGACUAAAUACAAAGAUCAGGGCCCUCAAGUUUAUCGGAAGUUUUUAAGAUGUUUUGAGGACCUUCCUCUAGCGACAAUAAUAGCAGGAAGCGUGUACACUGCACACGGAGGUGUCUUUCGUGGAACGAUUGUUGUGCCAUCGAAGAGAUCAAAGAAGGGAAAGAAGGGUCAUAAAUUCGAAGCGGAUUUUACUGUUGAUCCGACUGCUAUGAAACUUGGAUCCUUAGAUGAGUUAUUGAAAGCAAGGAGAACUGUUCUUGACCCUCCUUGGGAAGGCUCAAAUUUGAUCCCUGGGGAUGUGCUCUGGUCUGACCCUUCCUUGCAGAUGGGUCUUUCACCGAAUAAAGAACGAGGCAUCGGUUUGCUUUGGGGUCCAGAUAUCACUCAACAGUUUUUGCGGACAAAUCAUUUGAAGCUAAUCAUCAGGUCACAUGAAGGUCCAGACGCAAGAGACAAGCGACAUGAUCUCUUAGGAAUGGAUAAUGGAUAUACAAUUGAUCAUGAAGUAGAAUGUGGGAAACUAAUUACUCUCUUCAGUGCACCAGACUACCCACAAUUUCAGGCUUCAGAGGAGCGACAUAACAAUCGUGGAGCAUAUAUUGUCCUUAAUCCACCUGAUUUUGCUACUCCUGUUUUCCGUAGCUUUGAAGCUGUAAAGCCUCGACCUGCGGCCCACCCGUUCUAUGAUUUCGAAGAAGUGAUCGACUCAGAUGAAGAGUUGAAUUUGGACGCCAUGGACAGUGGCACGUCGAGCCUGUCAUGA